CGCCAGUACAGGAGACUUGCCUGACAGUUUUUCUUCCGACUACUGUCGAAGAAGAAUCAUGUUUCACGAGGAAGUAAUUUCAAGUGUUAAGUAAAUUCAGCAAUACAGUUUACAGCACGGUAAACUAAACUGUCGACAAUGCUGUCGUUGAACAAUUUGCGGAUUAUUUUCACAUCUCAUGGACUCCAGCAUUCACAUCAGUUAUGGAUGAACAAAGCAUGCCUAUCAAAGGUUUCAUCGUAUGUAACGUUAAACAAUUGCCUCACCUUCAACAGCAAUAAGGGCACAAGGCAAAGGAAUAGUUUGAGACUACUGAAAGAGAGAGAGUUAAAGUACACCACCAUUAUCAGUUCACAGAGGUUGUUCAGCACAACCCAUGUGAAACAGAACUGUUGGAAUUGCAGUCAACCUAUUGAAGAGACUCCAGCAUUCUUCUGUUUGUCUUGUAACGUUUUGCAACCUCCAGACGAGAGCGCGUCCUUCUUCCAGAUCAUGGAUUGUGACCAGACCUUUGCAAUCAACACUGAAAAGCUACAGAAAAGAUAUCUUCAUCUCCAACGUUCUUUACACCCAGACAACUUCAGCCAGAAGAAGGCGAAAGAACAGGAGUUUUCAGAGCAUCAGUCGGCUCUGGUGAAUAAAGCCUACAGGACCCUCCUCAAACCGCUGAGUCGUGGACUGUACAUGUUGGAGCUCCAGAGCAUGCACCUGGAGGAGGGGACGGACCCAGGAGCUGACCCCCAGCUCCUCCUGGAGCUGAUGGAGAUGAACGAGGCUCUUCAGGAGGCUCGGAGCCCGGAGGACGUGCACCCCAUCGGCCAGGCCACUAAAGAGAGAUUAAAAGACUUGACUGAACAGAUAGACACGUCGAUGAGGAAAGGAGAGCUUCAAACUGCUAAAGAACUUCUUAGCCAGAUGAAAUACUUUGCGAACAUUGAAGACAAGGUGAAAGAAAAACUUUCAGAGCUCAUGUAAACAGUUUGGGCUCCUUCUUCCAUUUGCAUGACGUAAAAAAAAAAUCCUAUAGACAAUUGAAGACAUUGCUGUGUAUAUUUUAAUAGUUGACUUUAAAGUUUAUUGUAAAUAAAAUGUUAAAAACCCAAGCCCCAUUUUAUACUCUGUGGGACAAUAAAGUUAUUCUUAAUUUUAAUCUAUAAUCUUAAUAUAUAUAUUCACAGAUGCUUCUUUUGUAAAUAAUUUAAAAAAAUAAAGUGGUACAUUGUACGAUGUGAUAC
Messenger RNA from Hypomesus transpacificus, 1235 nucleotides. It is a transcript of the gene hscb, whose product is annotated as HscB mitochondrial iron-sulfur cluster cochaperone. Gene Ontology annotation, biological process: [2Fe-2S] cluster assembly; protein complex oligomerization. The coding region runs from base 139 to 975 and encodes 278 amino acids. Gene Ontology annotation, cellular component: mitochondrion. The record is from RefSeq and is a predicted model, not a curated record. Gene Ontology annotation, molecular function: ATPase activator activity; protein-folding chaperone binding. Lineage: Eukaryota; Metazoa; Chordata; Actinopteri; Osmeriformes; Osmeridae. The transcript is spliced from 6 exons.